Molecule: messenger RNA, 2200 nt
Organism: Acanthochromis polyacanthus (spiny chromis)
Lineage: Eukaryota; Metazoa; Chordata; Actinopteri; Pomacentridae
Gene: bin2b
Product: bridging integrator 2b
Exons: 12
Coding region: 143-1792 (549 amino acids)
Biological process (GO): podosome assembly; plasma membrane tubulation; phagocytosis, engulfment
Cellular component (GO): plasma membrane; podosome; cytoplasm
Molecular function (GO): phospholipid binding; protein binding
Source: RefSeq, a predicted model, not a curated record
GCUGGUCCUGAUCACUGCCUUGUCUCCGUGUUUGUCUUGAUACUUGUGCCGUUGCUCCGCCUUCAGCGCCUUGAAUUGAAGAGUGGAUCCGCUGAGGAAGCAGACGGCGGACUGCGCUCAGGACGCACGAACACAGCUGACGAUGGCGGACAACAAGAUGGGCCCGAACCUCCAGGCUGGAGCCGGAUUCUUUGCCAAACGGGUCCAGAAGUCUUUGAAUCGAGCCCAGGAGAAGGUCCUUCAGAAACUGGGUAAAACCAUGGAAACCAAGGACGAACAGUUUGAGCUCUGUUUCCAGAACCUCAACAAACAACAGAUUGACGGGACCAGGUUGUUUAAAGAUGUCAAAGCCUACUAUGCAGCAGUGAAAGCCAUGCAUGAGACGUCCAAGCGGCUGUCCCAGACGUUGCGAGAAGUUUACGAAUCAGACUGGAACGGAGUGGAGGACCUCGCCCUUAUUACAGACAGUGAAGACUUGCUCUGGAACGACUAUGAGGAGAAGCUAAAUGACCAGAUGGUUCGCACCAUGGAGAACUAUACAAGCCAGUUCCCUGAGGUCAAGGAGCGAGUUGCUAAGCGUGGCCGCAAACUGGUGGACUACGAUUCAGCACGCCAUCACCUGGAGGCUCUACAGAGUGCCAAGAAGAAGGAUGAAGCCAAAAUAACCAAGGCAGAAGAGGAGUUCAACAAAGCCCAGAAUGUCUUUGAAGAAAUAAAUAAUGAGCUGAGAGAAGAGCUGCCUGUUCUCUAUCAGAGUCGGAUAGGUUGCUACGUGACAGUCUUCCAAAACAUAUCAAACCUGAGAGACGUCUUCUAUAAAGAAAUGAGCGUGCUGAAUCGUGACCUGUAUAAUGUGAUGAAGAAACUAGAGACUCAGCACUCGGGCAAAGCUUUCAUCGUCAAGGGUCUGGACAGUAACGCAUCCAGCAAGUCAAAGAAGAGAAAGUCCUUGCUUAUCUCCAAUCCCAUCCCCUGCAACACAGCAUUCCCAGCCGACCAUGUCUCCAUCCUUUCCUCUACCCAAAAUGGAAAAGACCCUGCACAUUCUUCCCCUGUCCAGCGGACUGAAAGCAUCUCUGAAGAACGCAGCCCGCCAGAAGAAAGCAGUGUUGCAUCUAAAAGUGUCAGCUCAUCAGACUCUGAUCUCAGCUCUACUGGCAUCAACACACCCAAGAGGCAGUCGGUCUGUGACAACGAGGGCAGCGACAGGAGCACAGGAAGUCACAGUCCAGAGGAAGCUCAGGCAGCAGCCGAGGCAGAAGCAGAGCUCGCUACAAACCAGUCAGAUGACUCCGGAGUGGGAGUGCUGAAGUCAGAGGCUGCAAGUCAGGAAGCGACUAGUCCGUCUGAUUCUGCAGAUAGCAACGACCCGCAGAGUCCUGAAGAAGACACAGCGAACGAUCCACCGUCAGAGGAGGCCAAGUCAAAACCUGCACCGGUUCCAGCCCCUCGUCGAUCUUUCCGCUCCACAGAGAGACACUCACCUGCCAAUAAGAAAGAGGAGACGGAGGAAGCAUCUGAAACACCUGAGACAGCUGAGUCAGAAGAAGACUCCAGUUCCCACAAUCCACCAGGCUUCCUAUACAAGGGGGUGGCGCUAGAGAGCCAUGCAGCGUCUGAUGAAGGCCUGCUGCAGUUUGAACAGGGAGAGGUCAUCCUGGUGCUCUCUGACUCUCUAGAGGAAGGCGUGGUGAGGGGGAUCAGGGAGGAGAGCUGGAAGCAGCACCGGGAUCUAGAAAAUCACUCGGGGAUCUUCUCGGAAAAACUCAUCGAGUCCAUUCAGGCAGAGUGAGCCAAUAGUCACUCCUCAGCCUGUCACACGUUGUUUCUUCUGACGUGCUGUAAUGGUGACUCAGACACACACACACCCACACAACACACACACACACACACACACACACACACACACACACACACACACACACACAGGGAGUGAGCACAUAUGUUUGGGGCGCAGGAGCUGUACAAACAAAUGAGCACAAGUCCCACGUGUUAUGAUGUUGCAACCUGAGGAACAAAUGCUUUUGAGCUGCAGAACAUUUUGUAAGAUGUUUGGAAAUUCUACAGUAUUUUGCUCUUUUUUUUUUUUUUUGUAUUUUUAACGUCUUUCCAUGAGACACUGUGAAACAUAAAAAGAAUCUUUUUAAGCUGAUAUUAUAAUCUUGUGUAAAAUGUUCUAAUAAAGUUCAAAGUAAAGCUG